Molecule: messenger RNA, 1542 nt
Organism: Suillus clintonianus
Lineage: Eukaryota; Fungi; Basidiomycota; Agaricomycetes; Boletales; Suillaceae
Product: kinase-like domain-containing protein
Exons: 13
Coding region: 128-1240 (370 amino acids)
Biological process (GO): osmosensory signaling pathway; cellular response to oxidative stress; protein phosphorylation
Cellular component (GO): nucleus; cytoplasm
Molecular function (GO): ATP binding; MAP kinase activity
Source: RefSeq, a predicted model, not a curated record
GGUGGUGCACUAUCUACAUCUUUCCCUUCCUCGCCAUCGUCGAGUCAACAAACCCACUUGUUUUAACCUUUCUUCUGACCGCCAAAUCUCCUGCUAUCUUUCCAUCUACCGCGGGUCAGUUUGUGCCAUGUCUUUCGUCAAGCUCAGCAUAUUUGGCACCUCUUUCGAGGUCACUACUCGCUAUGUCGAUCUGCAGCCUGUUGGAAUGGGGGCAUUCGGCCUUGUCUGCUCUUCUAAAGAUCAACUCACUGGGUCUUCUGUUGCCAUCAAGAAGAUUAUGAAGCCCUUCAGUACCCCAGUUUUGAGUAAGCGAACAUACCGUGAGCUCAAGCUCCUCAAGCACAUACAACACGAGAAUAUUAUCAGCCUUAGCGAUGUGUUCAUCUCGCCACUUGAAGACUUAUACUUUGUUACCGAACUACUUGGAACCGACCUCCAUCGACUGCUGACGUCGCGACCCCUGGAGAAGCAGUUUGUCCAAUACUUCCUAUAUCAGAUUCUGCGUGGACUAAAAUAUGUUCACUCCGCGGGCGUGGUGCACCGAGACCUCAAACCCAGUAAUAUUCUUGUGAACGAGAACUGCGACUUGAAGAUCUGCGACUUCGGAUUAGCCCGAAUUCAGGACCCCCAAAUGACGGGCUAUGUCUCUACGCGAUAUUACCGCGCCCCUGAAAUUAUGUUGACCUGGCAAAAGUACGAUGUCGCUGUGGACAUUUGGAGCACAGGCUGCAUAUUCGCAGAGAUGCUCGAGGGCAAACCCUUAUUCCCAGGAAAAGACCAUGUCAAUCAGUUUUCCAUAAUUACGGAGCUAUUGGGGACCCCUCCAGAUGAUGUCAUCGAGACUAUCGCAAGCGAAAACACCCUCCGUUUUGUUCAAAGUCUGCCCAAACGCGAGCGCGUGCCUUUCAGCCAAAAGCUCCGAACUACAGAUGCGGAUGCCUUGGAUCUUCUAGAAAAGAUGCUCGUCUUCGACCCUCGGAAACGCAUAGAUGCUGCGGAGUCACUGGCUCAUGAGUAUGUGGCACCAUAUCAUGAUCCGACCGACGAGCCUGUGGCUUCUGAGAAAUUUGACUGGAGCUUCAAUGAUGCCGACCUCCCCGUUGACACGUGGAAGGUCAUGAUGUACAGCGAGAUUUUAGAUUUCCAUCAGGUUGGGGACACGUCCACAUCAGCGGGCGGCAUACCCGAAGGUGCACUGGCAGGGCCAGAAGCACCAGUAGGAACUACACCAGCAAAGUGAAUCUUCACACAGUCCCAUCUUGUUUUCAGCUGGAUGUCUGUUUUGACGUGAUCCCUAUACGUGCAAGUUCUUUUUUCUUCCGCUGCAUUACAGGAGUGCAGGUUUUUGGAGCUCCCUCGGACACAAAUCAUUCACUACUACUAUCUCUUUCAGAACCAAUCACUUGUAAUGUCUUCAAUUUUACAUAAUAAGCAAGCAGGAUUGUAUGUACCAAUAUCUUUUCGAAUACACGCAGGGGUAGAACUACUCACAAGUACCCAAAUUCGCGUAGAAUUGUUGCAGAUACAUGAACGUUAACCACA